AUGACCGAGGAAGUUCCGACAUUUUCUGAAGCCUUAAGAGUGCAGCAACAGGUGCACUUACUUUUGAAUCACCUCAUCGCGGUAGUACACGGGCUUGAACCUGCCACUUCGGAGUCACUUUUCGGACCUUCGGAGGAGGCUCUCAUUUGCUGGACUCUCAUCGUAGCCAUACUUCAGUUGAACAAAGAGGCUAUCAUCAAUGUCUUCUCCCUUCUACUCCGCAAAACAGAUCCCGUCAUUAUUGAUGGUAUCGCUCCGCCGGCGCCACCGUCAAUACUGCCACUCCUACUUCGUCGCAUCUUGAGCGGGAUUGAGGCACUAGAGCGCUCUCUUUCGACCAAUUCUCAGGCCAAUCCCGAAUAUUCCGCAUUUUUUACUGACUUAAAACCAACCAUUUGGUGCGUUUGGGCUAAAUUUCAUAAUUUUAGUGGGUCUAUUUGCAUCAAAAAAUUAUGA
Hydatigera taeniaeformis is the source of this 456-nucleotide messenger RNA. Lineage: Eukaryota; Metazoa; Platyhelminthes; Cestoda; Cyclophyllidea; Taeniidae. The record is from the annotation of a GenBank genome assembly.